AAGUCGGCCCUUAAACCCAUCCGACCAAAAUACCCGUCGCGUCUCCAUCCAGUCCAUCGGACUCCAUCCUCUCUACACGGUACUACUAUGUAUAGACAUAGUAUGUAGUAGCCUCCAAACAAAUUGAACCUCUAAUCACGUACAUAUGUAACAUUUAACUUUGAAGUUACUACAUUCAUGUCCGGCUCUAAUACCGAUGAUUUGUUCAAAUCGUUGAACAAAGCCCAAUCUCGCGCAGUCAGCUCCCGCGCUUCCACCGUCGCCAUACUAGCAGGGCCAGGGAGCGGCAAGACCCAUACUCUUACCUCUCGAGUCGUUUGGCUUGUCAACCAUGUCGGCAUCCCACCGUGCGACAUUAUCGUCGCAACUUUUACCGUCAAGGCCUCCAACGAGAUGAAAUUGCGCAUUGGUCAGGCACUUGGAGAUGGCCGAGAAAAGAAGAUUGUACUAGGCACUUUUCACAGCAUUGCUCGCCGAUAUCUGGCUACAUACGGUCGUCAUAUUGGCCUGGACCCCAAAUUUGGUAUCGCCGACGACUCAGAUUCAAGGGGUAUUAUCAAACGUAUCUCCAAGAGGCUGGGCUCACCAAUUGAGCCUGGUGUUGUUCGCGCUUGGAUCAGCAAACGCAAAGCUAAAGGAACGUCGGACGAGCAGACUGUCAAGGCAAAAAAUGGGAAGGACCUACAAUCCAAAACACUAGAAGAGUGUUACCAAGAGUACCAGGCCCAUCUAGAUCGAUCCAAUUUGCUUGACUACGACGAUCUGCUUAUUCGUUGUGUUGAACUCCUUCGCAAAUAUCCCCGCUGCGUCCAGCACAUACAAACUGUGCUAAUUGACGAGUAUCAAGAUACAAAUGGAGUCCAAUAUGACCUGAUGAAGCUUUUUGCUCAAGAGAACAGGCGGAUCACCAUUGUGGGAGACCCAGAUCAAAGUAUAUACGGUUGGCGAUCGGCAGAAAUAAGAAAUCUCCAUCGCCUGCUCCGUGAUUUUCCUGGGACGGACGAGAUCUCGCUGGAGGAAAAUUACAGAUCAUCGAGUUCAAUACUCGAUGUAUCUUUGAAAGUUAUCGAACAAGAUCCCGAGAGAUACAAAAAGGUCUUACUACCUGUCCAUAAGAAAGGCACUAGGCCAGUCCUUCGUAUGCUCAAGCACUCUACAGCCGAGGCAGAGUGGGUUGUCUCGGAGAUCAAGCGAGUUAGACUCAUGUCUGGAAAUAUGAUUAGGGCUGAUGACAUUGCGAUCUUGCUCCGGUCUGCCUCGUUGUCAAGACAUAUCGAAUCUGCCCUGGGGAGAGAGGGGGUACCAUAUAAGAUGGUCGGUGGUUUCAAAUUUUACGAGCGAGCUGAGAUCAAAACCAUUCUGGAUUAUUUACGGGUCAUUCACCAGCCCACAAAUAACGAUGCCCUCGCGCGCAUUAUCAACGUCCCGAAGCGAGGAAUUGGCGACGUAACAGUUGCGUCCCUCCUGGAAGAGGCUGAACGAAAUUCCAUGAGUCUGUGGGGACUACUGAACAAACAUUGCCGGGGCGAACGACAAGCGAAGACGACCAUCAGGAAACAGAGUGAACAGAGAAUCAGUGGGGGCCUAUUGAGGCUGAUCACUCAGCUACAAAGCCGUUUAAGACCAAAAGAGGGAACACCCGUUGAUUUGCUCGACAUUAUCAACCAAUUGCUUAAUGAUCUACAAUUCGAGAAGUAUCUAGAGGAGACUCAUGGCCCAGAGUAUGAGUCGAGAUGGGCGAACGUACAAGAAUUUGCAAAUCUUGUUGCUGAGUUUGUGCACCACGAUAAACCCGAGGACGAGAUACUCCCAAUCCUUGACAACACCCAGCCCAAACCAGACGACGAUGCGCUCGCUCGGUUCUUGGCGAAUGUCGCGUUAGCAUCUGACAAGCAGACUGAUGACAAAAGCAAGGAGGAAAAGUCUCAAGUUACGCUCUCUACAUCCUCCUUCAACCACAAUGCAGAGGUCCGCUUCUUUUACUGUGCCCCAUCCCUCACCGCAACCAGGCUUCACUACAGCCGGGGCUCACUAUGCGAACGCCACAGCUGCUGAGGCGGCCAGAGAUGUCACAACACCCCAUCGGGCAGCGGGGACGAAAAGACCUCCACCUAACAGAGCCCCAUCCCAGAGAAGCCUCAUAGGGUAUGGAUAUGGCGUGACAAACCAUGACAAAUCUAAACAGAUUGAUGACGUUACGCCCCUGAUACCUUCCAAUUUGACGCGAUCGGUCA
Messenger RNA from Hypoxylon fragiforme, 2234 nucleotides. RefSeq names its product UvrD-helicase-domain-containing protein. Bases 178 to 2055 code for a protein of 625 amino acids. Gene Ontology annotation, molecular function: hydrolase activity; DNA binding; ATP binding. Gene Ontology annotation, biological process: recombinational repair. The record is from RefSeq and is a predicted model, not a curated record. The transcript has 4 exons. Gene Ontology annotation, cellular component: nucleus. NCBI's taxonomy places the organism in Eukaryota, Fungi, Ascomycota, Sordariomycetes, Xylariales, Hypoxylaceae.